Molecule: messenger RNA, 2531 nt
Organism: Xenopus tropicalis (tropical clawed frog)
Lineage: Eukaryota; Metazoa; Chordata; Amphibia; Anura; Pipidae
Gene: coq8a
Product: coenzyme Q8A
Exons: 15
Coding region: 168-2102 (644 amino acids)
Biological process (GO): ubiquinone biosynthetic process
Cellular component (GO): mitochondrial membrane
Source: RefSeq, a predicted model, not a curated record
GUGAGUGUGGGCGGGACAGCGUGCGCUGGUAGGAUGGGUGCGCGCUGCUGGUAAACAGUCCGGACCGCGUGUGAGACUGAGAAGCAGCGAGAGGAACCGCGGCACCGACUCCCCGGGGCUUCCAGCACGGCUAGCGGCGCCCAGGCAGGCGUUGGAAAGGAUAAGCAAUGAUGGCGGGGGACGCACUGAUGCUGAUGAGAGGCCUGGCCAAGCUGAGCAAGGCUGUACUGGAGGUGCAGGCAGGGCAGCUGCGCCAGCCGACACUUGGAGUCAAUGGCAUUGGAUUUGCCAGGAGUUGGCAGGUAGCAGUGGAGGAGCGUUUCAGUGCUGCUAUGGGAAAGAUGCAGGAGCUGGGCAAGCAGCAAGAGAACCUUGCUGGGCAGGAUAUGGAAACAGAAUACAGCUUCUCUGGGCCGGCAUCGGAGAUUGCUGGCAUGGAGUAUUCCCCGUCUUCCAGCCAGACUCAGGAACUGCACCGCAGUGAGGCAGAUGCACAGAACAUGGAUACAUCUUACAGGAGUCAGGGACAAACAGACAGUACUUUCCAUCCUGACCCGUCGUUUGAAAGGGACAAUGGGGCCUUGUUUGGGGACGUCAGAGACCGCGCCGGCCCUUUUGCAGCAUACGGCCAAAAGAGAGCUUUUCACCAGGACCAUUCCUCUGUCAGUGGGCUGACAGCUGAGGAUAUUGAUAAAGCCAGAGAAGCCAAGAAUAACCCAGCGAACAAGCCUCACAAGCAAAUGCUCAGCGAUCGCGCUCGGGAAAGGAAAGUACCGGUCACGCGGAUUGGAAGAUUGGCCAACUUUGGAGGCUUGGCUGUUGGGUUGGGAAUCGGUGCCUUGGCAGAAGUUGCAAAGAAAAGCUUAAGCCCAAAACCAGACAAUGGCUCAGGCAAGAAGUCCGUCAUGGAUUCCAGCCCUUUCCUGUCGGAGGCCAAUGCGGAGAGGAUUGUACGGACUCUGUGCAAAGUGCGUGGAGCUGCUCUCAAACUGGGCCAGAUGCUCAGUAUACAAGAUGACUCCUUCAUUAACCCCCAGCUGCAGAAGGUGUUCGAGAGAGUGCGGCAGAGUGCGGACUUCAUGCCAAUAAAGCAAAUGAUGAAAACGUUAAACAAUGAUUUGGGCCCCAACUGGAGAGACAAGCUGGAGUCCUUUGAAGAGCGCCCCUUUGCCGCAGCCUCUAUUGGGCAAGUUCACCUGGCCCGGCUCAAGGAUGGGCGGGAAGUCGCCAUGAAAAUUCAGUAUCCUGGAGUAGCUCAGAGCAUCCACAGCGAUGUGAACAACCUCAUGACGGUUCUGAAUAUGAGCAAUGCUCUGCCUGAAGGUCUGUUUCCCGAGCAUCUGAUUGAAGUUCUAAGCAGAGAGCUGGCCCUGGAGUGCGACUACAAGAGGGAGGCCGACUGCUGCAAAAAGUUCAAAGAGCUGCUGCAGGACCAUCCCUUCUUUUAUGUCCCUGGAGUCAUCGAUGAGCUGUGCAGCGGCCACGUCCUCACCACCGAGUUGGUCUCCGGCUUUCCACUCGACCAAGCAGAGGGUCUGAGCCAGGAGACCCGCAAUGAGAUCUGCUACAACAUCCUUGUACUGUGCCUACGGGAACUGUUUGAGUUCCGCUUCAUGCAGACUGAUCCAAACUGGUCCAAUUUCUUCUAUGACCCUCAGCAAAAUAAGGUUGCCUUGCUGGACUUCGGAGCUACCAGGGGUUUCGAUGAGGAGUUCACGGACAUGUACAUUGAGGUAAUCCGAGCAGCUGCUGAUCAAGACAGAGAAAAGCUGUUAAGGAAAUCAGUAGAGAUGAAAUUCCUUUCUGGCUACGAAUCCAAGGCAAUGGAACAGGCGCACUUGGAGGCCGUACUGAUCCUCGGAGAGGCGUUUGCGGCAGAUUCACCCUUCGACUUCGGUUCCCAGAGCACCACGGAGAGGAUCCACCGCCUGGUCCCGAUCAUGUUAAAGCACCGGCUGAUCCCACCCCCGGAGGAAACCUACUCCCUGCACCGCAAGAUGGCCGGCUCCUUCCUGAUUUGUUCCAAACUAAAGUCCGCAAUCAGCUGCAAGGACAUGUUUGAGGAAGCCUACGGCAAUUACUGGAAGGGGAAAAGCAAAUAGGAACCCGCAGGGGGCGCUGUUCAAUGCUAAAGUGCCAUUACUAUAGGAAGAGCCCCCCCGAGUAUUAGCAGCCUAUUAGGAGGUUUCUCUUCUCGUUACUACAAAGACUUCUUUCUACUGCGGCCGCUUGCGGUCUCACAGACGUUGGGCAAUAGUAGGUGGAAAAUGUUUGUUUUUUUGGGGGGGCAUUUUUUUUCUUUUUUUUUUUAAAGACUGAUUUAAAAAAAAUUGAUGCCGUUCUGAGAAUUUUUGGAAAAAAAAAAAGAGAAGCAAAUGAAUCAUGGGAAGCGGAAUCGGUGGCGCUGACGUUGCCGCCAAGGGACCUGUCGGACAGAGGACUCUCUCUAACCUGCAAUGGCAAUUAAUCUGCUUUUCCUCACUGGAGUUUGUUGCAAAUUAAGUCAAAUUAAACGCUUUUGUACCGAGAAA